Rosa chinensis is the source of this 3749-nucleotide messenger RNA. Its product is annotated as pentatricopeptide repeat-containing protein At3g12770. Lineage: Eukaryota; Viridiplantae; Streptophyta; Magnoliopsida; Rosales; Rosaceae. The record is from RefSeq and is a predicted model, not a curated record. Gene Ontology annotation, biological process: RNA modification. Gene Ontology annotation, molecular function: zinc ion binding; protein binding; RNA binding. Bases 311 to 2503 code for a protein of 730 amino acids. The transcript is spliced from 4 exons.
AUCAGCCACACCACGAUUUGCUCAUUGACAUAAGUCCUACUGAUCUCUAUCCAUAAAAAUAAUUGCAUUUCUAGGGUAUAGGUAUUACGUCCCUCUUGAUGCGGUUACCUCAAAUAAAUAAUAAUAAUAUAGGCGUGAAGAUGAGUCUCAAACUAGGUUCCAGAUCCCUUUAUUAAUAAUUUAUCCAAAAAUAAUAAUAAUAAUAAUCGCAUUUGGAGGAGUGAAAGAUGUGCUUCUACUGCAGUAUGUUUGCAUUUAUAGGGGCAGAACGUUGCUGAUAUCAUAUGUGAAAUUUAGCUACUCCGUGGUGAUGGGUGUGAGUUUGACUCUGAUCAAGAGAGUCUCUCUGCUUCCUCUUCCCGCCAAAUUCCGAACUCUGUCUCAGUUUUCAUUCACCUUCUCCAAUCACUAUUGCUCCUCUCCUCUCAACCUAGACUCAUACUUCUCCGACGACCAUACCCUCUUCCAUUUCACCUACGAUUCCGAGUCAUUCUUUGCCUCUCUCAUCGAUAAUUCCACCCACAAGAGCCACUUGAAUCAAAUCCAAGCGCAGUUGCUUGUACUGGGUUUCCAAGCCAGCGGCUUUUUAAUCACCAAAUUGGUUAACUGCAGCUCAAACCUCGGGUGCAUUUCAUACGCCCGCCAGGUGUUCGAUGAAUUUACUGACCCGAAUGUGUUCCUGUGGAAUGCAAUCGUUCGGGGCUAUUCGAAGCACAAUGCGUUUGCUGAUGCGGUAGAAAUGUAUUGUAGGAUGCAAGAGACCGGUGUGAGUCCAGAUGGCUUUACUUUCCCUCAUGUGCUCAAAGCUUGCGGUGGCUUGGCCGCGCUUGAAAUGGGCCGCCGGGUUCAUUGCCAGGUGUUUCGACAUGGGUUUGAGUCGGAUGUGUUUGUGCAGAACAGUCUCGUGGCGUUUUAUGCCAAAUGUGGUAGAGUAGAACGCGCUAGGAUUGUGUUUGAUGGGUUGGGUGAGAGGUCGGUUGUUUCGUGGACUUCGAUCAUUUCAGGGUAUGCGCAGAAUGGCCAGUGUUUGGAAGCUCUGAGAGUUUUUAGUGUGAUGAGAAAGUUGAAUGUUAGACCGGAUUGGAUUGUUUUGGUUAGUGUUCUCAAAGCGUAUACUGAUGUAGAGGACUUGGGACAGGGGAGGUCUGUUCAUGGAUGUUUAGUUAAAAUGGGACUUGACUUUGAACCUGACUUGGUCAUUUCACUCACAGCCAUGUAUGCUAAAAGUGGGCAGGUGAUGGUUGCCAGAUCAUUUUUUGAUAAGAUGGAAAGACCAAAUGUAAUGAUGUGGAAUGCUAUGAUUUCCGGCUAUGCAAAGAACGGUCAUGCUGAGAAAGCUGUAGAGCUAUUCCGUGAGAUGAUCUCUAGAAGCAUUAGAAUUGAUUCAAUUACUCUGAGGUCUGCUAUCUCAGCAUGCGCCCAGGUGGGUUCUCUUGAACUAGCGAAAUGGAUGGAUGAUUAUAUCAGCAAAAGUCAGUAUAGAAAUCAUGUUUUUGUUAACACAGCCCUAAUUGAUAUGUAUGCAAAAUGUGGUAGUGUAUACUUUGCUCGCAUGGUCUUUGAUAGAACACCUAAUAAAGAUGUUGUCGUCUGGAGUGCAAUGAUUGUGGGCUAUGGAUUGCAUGGUCGAGGACAAGAAGCCAUUGAUGUUUACUAUUCUAUGCAGCAGGCUGGGGUGGUACCAAAUGAUGUUACCUUUCUUGGACUCCUUACUGCAUGCAACCAUUCAGGCCUUGUACAUGAGGGAUGGGAGCUUUUCCACCGCAUGAGAGACUAUGGGAUUGAGCCUGGAAACCAUCAUUAUUCAUGUGUGGUUGAUCUUCUGGGACGUGCAGGCCAGUUGGAACAGGCUUAUGAUUUUAUAAAAAAGAUGCCAAUUGAACCUGGUACAAGUGUAUGGGGAGCACUUCUUAGUUCAUGCAAGAUCCAUCGAAAUGUGACUUUGGGAGAAUAUGCUGCAGAAAAGCUUCUCUCAUUAGAUCCAUAUGAGAUAGGGCAUUAUGUUCAACUGUCAAAUCUCUAUGCUUCGGCCCAAUUAUGGGAUCGUGUUGCACAGGUGCGAGUACUGAUGAGGGAGAAAGGACUGAUCAAGGGCCUUGGACGUAGUUUGAUUGAGAUCAAUGGAAAACUUCAGGCAUUUCAUGUAGGAGACAAGUCACAUCCAAGGUCUAAGGAAAUAUAUGAAGAGCUUGAGAGUCUAGAGAGGAGGUUGAAGGAGGCUGGCUUUGUUCCACAUACAGAAUCCGUCCUGCAUGAUUUGAAUUAUGAAGAGACAGAGGAGACACUUUGCAAUCAUAGUGAGAGGCUGGCAAUUGCUUAUGGCCUCAUCUGUACUGCUCCUGGAACUACACUAAGAAUAACUAAAAACCUACGCGCAUGUGUGAAUUGUCAUGCAGCAACUAAGCUAAUAUCUAAGCUUGUCAACAGGGAGAUAGUUGUCAGGGAUGCAAAGCGUUUCCACCAUUUCAAGGAUGGAUUUUGUUCCUGUGGAGAUUAUUGGUGAAAGGGAAAGGCCAGCGCUAUAUUUUCUUUGCUACACACUGAAUGCUGUGAAGAAAGGCGUAUUAGAGUACAUGAAUCAGCAGUACCUGUUGUACAGAUCUGAGACAGAUGUAUCGCCAUGCUGACACUGGUGCCGUUGUCACCUUGCUUUCCAGGUUAGGUGGGUAACUGAAACUAUAUGCUAGGUAUGCGAGUAUUCAGUUAUACUUUCUGCUUUUGCCUUCUUCUUCUUCUUCUUUUUUUUCUUUUCUGUUCUAAAUUUGUAUGUUAAAAUUUUGAUUUAGUUUUAUUUGGUUUUCAAUUUGUCCACGCGUUUACAGAUUUCCUUGGGGCUUUAGUGUAUGGUACAAAAUUGGAUAAGCUUCUGACUGCUCCAUAUGCAAUUUUGAUUAUCAAUAGUUUGAGGCCAGCAUUUAUGCUAGACUAUAAUAUGUCUGCAUGAUGGAAAAGGAUAAGAAACAGAUACUUGUCUAAAUGGCUUAUGCACAGCUGACCAAUUUUUUAGAGGUGACCCUUUGUGACCGUGAUAAUGAUUGUCAAAGAAGCUAAUGAGGAUACUUGCCAAUUUAGAGAUGGGGGGAACCAAUGGUUAUGUUGAGUAAGGUACACCGGGCAAGUCCAGAAAAAUCUGUAAUAGAGGACGUUUCUCAAAGUUAUUGCACCUCACAGUUGUGAGGUGGUGGAGCAGAUAUUUGCCAAAGAAGGCAAAAGUGAGGGACCAAUUUGUUCAAUGUGAUGAAUUAAUAACGGUAAUUCAGCCAUGGCAUUAUCCCCUUGAGUGCGGUAGGUAGAGUUGAAGAAUAGCUCAUCGCCAGGCAGAGUUUGAGACAAUUUGUUGGUUCAUCACUGGAUGCGAUAAUUAAGGGAGAUGUACUCUAUGAGACUAUGAUUACCUUCUCUGUUUUUUCUUUUUUUGGGUUAUAUUUUCUGGGAUUAGUGAGAGGACAUAGAGGUAGUACAACUAGCCACACCAUGCUUACAAAUUGUCUUGAGAUACUGAAAGUUACCUCUCUUUAACUGCAACAUAUUCUACAUGAUAUGGUGAAUUUCUAUCAGACUGACACAAUUUUGCGUUGUAUUGCCUGUAAUUGUCAGCAUAAUGUGAAGUGAAGUUUUGUUAGUGUUCACGAGCUUUAUCUGUGAGAACUAAAAACUACAUGUAACAUACAUUAGCGGGCUACAGGUGCUAGUGCCAUACAUGCCUCUUCUUGUAUGACUAUAAAAUCAAUGACAGUGAUUCCCUUCUA